ACGUUCGGUUCUGACGCCCCCCGUUCCGACAUCCCCACCUUUCGUCGAUUCGAUCUGUCGCGAUCACUUUGCGCAGCUCUCCCGGCUCUCGAUUUCCUAUUCUCCCAACACUUUUUCACCCACCAACCUGGCAGGCGGCAAGCGGCGCAGUCUCUCCUCUCAGGGAGGUCUGCUGAAUAGGAUGUUUGGCUCCAGCACCGGAGGCUCGAAACCUGAGAAGCCCGAGGCCAGCACCGUCUCCGAUCCGUCGCCCGGCGCCCCGAAGGAGAAGGCCGAUUCCAAGUCGCCGUCCCCGGACAAGGAACCCGGCGGCGCUGACCGUUCCUCCCCGUCCCCAGUCAAGUCCUCGGACCAGGCCGCCAGCGGCGAGAAGCGGAGCGGCAAUGGCAGCCCUCCGAGUGCGGGCAGCUCGGCGGAGCAGAAGAAACGGCGGAGCACUGGGGUGAGCGGCAAAGCCAGCAGCCUGAUAGCCCAAGCCAAAAACACCCUUUUUACACAAGUCGGGACUCGUGCCAACAGCGAUCUGGGUGCUGACUCAAAGACGUCUAACCAGACUCCCCUGCAGAAGCUGGGCAAGCAGGACCAGGCUCUUGCCGUGCCCCAGGGCCAGCACAACAAUGCCGCUGGCGAGUCGCUUCCUGGUUCUCGAUCUACCUUCCGAGUCGGCGUUUGGGAGGAUAGGAACAAAAAGUGCAGACGAACCAUGGAGGACACCCAUGCCUUCCUCUACAACUUCCUCCACACCCCAGCGCCCGCGCUCGGGGCGGAGAGCGGUGGCCAGGCUCAAACCCAGGCCAAAAGCGCCACCGUUGCCGGCGAAGGAGAUGACGGGCCUGGCCCAGACCAGGACAUGAUAGAAACCGACAACGGGUAUUUCGCCAUCUUUGACGGACACGCGGGCACCUUUGCUGCGGAUUGGUGUGGGAAAAAGCUGCAUAUAAUACUGGAAGAAGUCAUCCGGAAACACCCGAAUGCUCCUAUACCGGAGCUCCUCGACCAGACCUUUACUGCCGUCGAUGCGCAGUUGGAGAAGCUGCCCCUAAAAAACAGCGGCUGCACGGCUGCCAUCGCUGUGCUCCGCUGGGAAGACCGAGUGCCGAGCGCCUUGUCUGCGACCGGAUCCCAGGCCAUCGCGCCCGCUCUCGCCAAAGCAGCGGAGGAAGCUUCCAAGUCCGAGGAGUCGUCCACCCUCGCAGCCCCGGAUGCUGCUCACGCGAAAUUGAAGAGCGCAGCUCUCAGGCAACGUGUUCUGUACACCGCCAACGUCGGGGAUGCCCGGAUCAUUUUGUGUCGUCAGGGGAAAGCACUGCGCUUGUCGUACGAUCACAAGGGUAGCGAUGAGAACGAGGGGAAGCGUAUCACGAACGCUGGAGGGCUGAUAUUGAACAAUCGCGUCAACGGCGUACUUGCUGUCACUCGCGCCCUCGGUGACACGUAUAUGAAGGACCUCGUCACCGGGCACCCCUAUACCACCGAGACCGUCAUCCAGCCGGACCUGGACGAGUUUAUCAUUAUCGCCUGCGAUGGCCUUUGGGACGUUUGCUCGGACCAAGACGCAGUCGAUCUCGUCCGUAACGUAUCGGACCCGGCCGCGGCAGCCAAGCUUUUGGUCGACCAUGCCCUCUCGCGCUUCAGCACCGACAACCUGUCUUGCAUGAUUGUCCGCCUUGACAAGCAAGCGCUCCUCGAAAACCAAAACAACAAAGAGAAGGCCAUCGGUGUGGAGGGCGACACCACCGCCGUUUCUGGCAAGGUUAGCGAGGCGGAGAAGAUUCUCAAGACCACGCAGGCCAAAAUUGCCGAGGGCGGCGGCGAGCCUGUGGGUGUCUCCGCGAGCAACAGCGGCAAGGGACACGAGCCCUCCCAAGCGGAGGAUGGGGAGAUGGGGUUCGUCCCGACUGUGAUCGAGGGCCCCGUGGAGGAGGAACCGGUUUCCAUUGAAGAGUCACCCGAAGUGACCUUGCCCGUCCCGGAGGACAUGCAGGUGGAUUCCCCGGCGGACACGACCAACGACGCGGCGCCGAAGAGUACCUAGAGGAUACCCGCGUUUCUGCGUCGUCUGAAACCCUCGGGGGUCGCUUGGGACCGAGUGAGGGCUUGGCUUAUGUGAGGAGUCUGCUCUAUUUGUACGGUAGAGUGCUCUGGCGGAGCAAUGUUUCGAGCAGCUUGGGCAACAGGGCGGCAAACGUUGUUGUCGUGUUUAUCAUUGCGGGCUGGGGGUGGUAGGAUAGCACUGGGCAUCACUUUUUUCAGCAUGACAAGGGCAGCUCCGCGAAUACUUGUUUUACAGAACCGGGAGCACGUAGGCGGAACUGGAUUGCAACGUUUUGGCUUGCUUGUUAUUUGUAGGCUAGGUGUG
Molecule: messenger RNA, 2359 nt
Organism: Chaetomium fimeti
Lineage: Eukaryota; Fungi; Ascomycota; Sordariomycetes; Sordariales; Chaetomiaceae
Product: phosphatase 2C-like domain-containing protein
Exons: 2
Coding region: 182-2035 (617 amino acids)
Biological process (GO): protein dephosphorylation
Molecular function (GO): protein serine/threonine phosphatase activity; cation binding
Source: RefSeq, a predicted model, not a curated record